Molecule: messenger RNA, 1038 nt
Organism: Quercus lobata
Lineage: Eukaryota; Viridiplantae; Streptophyta; Magnoliopsida; Fagales; Fagaceae
Product: pre-mRNA-processing protein 45-like
Exons: 3
Coding region: 1-1038 (345 amino acids)
Source: RefSeq, a predicted model, not a curated record
AUGGGUAUACAAAGUAAAACCCAAAAAAUUCUAAUGGAGCUGAUAGAGAACCAGCUCGGGAAAAGUGCACCAGGGAGACCUGCCCAAUCUCAAAUUCCUCCUCCUCCCACUAAGUCUCCUCCUCCUGCUCUUCACCAACCUCCUCAACUUGUCAGAGUUGAAGCUGCUGACUUGAAAAGACUGGAUGAGAUGUCCAAUAACUGUCAUCAACAGUUAGAGGAUGAAAGGAAGAGACGGACAUCUACCGUACAAACGCUGACCAUAUCAGAGCAUAACCUGGCCGAGGCAAGGAAAAAAUUAACUACUGAGGAGCAAGCUCGCCGCAGCGCUGAUUCUGCCUUGGAAGGUGCACAAAGGCAAGCCGAGGAUCAAGGGAAGCGCCUACGCAAUGCAAAUGAAGAGUUGAAGGCUGCCAAGGAGCAAAUGGCAGUUCUUAAAAAGCAGCUGGAGGAAGCCCAAAGAUUGAAGGAUCAUGCUCAGAAAUCCAGGGAGGAGGCCGAGAAGGCAAAGGUUGAGGCUAAGCAGGCAACGAACGUGGCCGAACAGAAAGGCUACGACCUCGAGGUUGCUGAGACCGAGGAAACCCUUAAGGCAGAGGUCCCUGUGGUGUGCCGCAUUUACUGCGCCCAAACUUGGGAUGAAGCCCUUAACCGAGUCGGGGUUGAGGCUUCAUCUGAGUUGAGGAAGGCAGAGAAUGUGUUCUACCUUCUUGCAAUCCGAGUCUCAGAUCCUCCUUCCACUCAAGUUGAAGUGACUUCCAUUCCUACUGAUCCAAAUCCAGAAGUACUGCUUCAGGAACCUCCUCCUCCUAGCCAACAAGAACCAGCCAAAGAGACCAGUGCUUCACUAGAAACAUCCCUGGAUAAAGCUGCAGCUGUUCCGGAGGCAGAGGUUGCUUUUCAAGGCUUUCAGCAAGAUUUGGCUUCUACAGUCAUGCCAGCUGAGGGAGCUGCUAAGGACAAAGAGAGAGUAACUACCUCUGAGGCAGAUAAACCUGCCAACCAAACUUCCAAGCUUCAAAUUAAGUUGAAAAAAUAG